ACACGUGUGUCCUAAGCCUGGCACAUAAGAGAGAGGGAGAGAGAGGUGAGUCUAUUAAAUAUAGCACAGGGCACCGGGUUGGCAGCAAGGCAGAUCAACUCUCAGACCGAGCUUCUCUGAGCAGAACACACUUUUGGACUUUUAUGAGUUCCGGUAAGCCGCAGAAGCCAGUGCUGACAGGCCAGAGGUUCAAGACCAGAAAGAGGGAUGAAAAGGAGAAAUUUGAGCCGACCCUUUUCAGAGAUACUAUUGUCCAGGGCCUCAACGAAGCUGGCACUGACCUGGAGGCCGUGGCCCGGUUCCUGGACGUGUCCGGGUCACGCCUGGACUACCGGCGUUAUGCCGACACUCUGUUUGACGUCCUCAUCGCAGGGAGCAUGCUGGCCCCAGGAGGGACCCGCAUCCAUGAGGCCGACCAGAACAAGGUGACGGCCCACUGCGUCUUCACCAGUGAAGAGAAGCAUUCCUCCAUACGCCUCUACGCUCAGGUUUUCCAUAAACUCAUAAGGAGAUACAAAUACCUGGAGAAGGCCUUUGAAGAGGAAAUUAGGAAGCUGUUGCUCUUCCUCAAAGCCUUCACAGAGUCUGAGCAGAACAAGCUAGCCAUGUUGACGGGGGUGCUGUUGGCCAACAAUGAUCUCCCCCCGCCCAUCCUUGUUGGCUUGUUCAGCGAGGGAAUCGUCAAAGAAGGGAUCUCAGCAUGCUUCGCUGUGAAGAUGUUCAAGGCGUGGAUAGCAGAGAAAGACGCCAACUCAGUGACCAUGGCCUUGAGGAAGUCCAGCCUGGACAAGAGGCUCCUGGAGCUUUUCCCGGCCAACAAGCAGAGCGUGGAGCACUUCUCCAGGUACUUUGACCAGGCGGGGCUCAGCGAGCUGUCCGAGUUCCUCCGCACGCAGCGCUGCCUGGGCACGCGCAAGCAGCUGCAGAAGGAGCUGCAGGAGAAGCUUUCCCAGGACUGCCCCAUCCCAGAGAUCGUGGUGUACGUGAAGGAGGAGAUGAAGAGGAACGGGCUGCUGGAGCCGGCCGUGAUAGGCCUGCUCUGGGCCUGUCUGAUGAACGCCGUGGAGUGGAACAAGAAGGAGGAGCUGCUCACGGAGCAGGCGCUCAAACACCUGAAGCACUAUGCCCCCCUGCUGGCAGUGUUCAGUACUCAGGGCCAGUCAGAGUGGGUGCUGCUGCUCAAGGUGCAGGACUUCUGCUACGACAACAUCAACUUCAUGAAGGCCUUCGCCAAGAUAGUCGUACUCUUCUACAAAGCCGAUGUCCUGAGUGAGGAAGCCAUUCUGAAGUGGUACAAAGACGGCCACUCGUCAAAAGGAAAAAGCAUCUUCUUGGAACAGAUGAGGAAGUUUGUUGAGUGGCUGCAGAAUGCGGAAGAAGAAUCGGACUCUGAAGGGGAGGAGGCCAAGUGACAGAACAUGGCACCCAGGCGUUGGUUCCAAUAUGGUCUAUGAAGCCAGCUGGCCUGUAGAUUUCAUAUCGCACAC
Messenger RNA from Gadus chalcogrammus (walleye pollock), 1487 nucleotides. RefSeq names its product basic leucine zipper and W2 domains 2 (gene bzw2). The transcript is spliced from 12 exons. Gene Ontology annotation, cellular component: cytoplasm; membrane. The coding region runs from base 144 to 1412 and encodes 422 amino acids. Lineage: Eukaryota; Metazoa; Chordata; Actinopteri; Gadiformes; Gadidae. The record is from RefSeq and is a predicted model, not a curated record. Gene Ontology annotation, molecular function: protein binding.